Molecule: messenger RNA, 1077 nt
Organism: Lingula anatina
Lineage: Eukaryota; Metazoa; Brachiopoda; Lingulata; Lingulida; Lingulidae
Product: sulfotransferase 1C4-like
Molecular function (GO): sulfotransferase activity
Source: RefSeq, a predicted model, not a curated record
CGUUAUAUUUACACUCCUACGGUUGAUAUCUCCCAUGGUAUGAAAAGCAGGUCAACUUGUGGCCCUGUCACUGAAAAACGCAGGGUCAGUAAACGUAACUUAUAAGUGAGAAACAACACCAGCUGGCGUCAAUGUUAAAUAUUAAUCGACAUCUGAAGGGCUGAGACUUAAUUCACUGAGAAAAUGUCUGAUUUCGACUUGAAAAGCUUUACAAUUCCCGGCCAACACUACCUAGAUGGUGUACUCCUGGGUGGAUACUCGCCUCGAGAAAGUAUAGAAAUGGUGAAAACGUUCGACAUGUUUGAAGAUGACUGCGUGGUUUCAGCAUAUCCCAAAUCAGGUCAGACAUGGAGCCUGGAGUUGGUUUACCUCAUCCUUCACUACGACAGCUACUAUGAAAACGAAGAGACGGACAGCCUCAUGCGUACACCAUGGUUGGAACAUGGCAAGGUCGAUAACGCAAGACUACGAGAGUUGGGCGAGGUCCCGCGACCACGAGUUUUCAAAACACACGUGGCUGCGCACCAGCUACCUGAGCAAAUGCGAGAGAAGCACUCAAAGAUGAUACACGUGUUGAGAAAUCCUAAGGAUGUCGCCGUCUCCUACUACCAUUUCUACCGUAUGGAUGCAAGCCUUGGCCGCUUUCCAGGCACGUGGUCUCAGUUCUACGGGAUGUUUAUGGCGGGAAAUGUAGCCCACGGAUCAUGGUUUGAUCAUGUGCUUCAGUUUUGGCGGGAAUUUAAAGAUAACAAAGACGUUCUGUUUCUCCACUACGAAGAUAUGGUUAAAGAUCAUGCUGGGGCAGUUCGAAAGGUUGCCAACUUUCUUGGGAAAUCUUUAAAUGAGAAUGUAGUCGAGGAAAUAGUCAGACGUACUUCUUUCGGAAGUAUGAAACAAAAUCCAGCCACCAAUUUUUCAAAAUUUGAGGUUUUUGACUACUCAGUUUCCCACUUUUAUCGCAAAGGGAAAGUGGGCGACUGGAAAAAUUACUUCACCGUCCAACAAAAUGACGAAUUUGAUGAAGUCUACCGAGCGAAAAUGGCAGACAGCGGUUUAAGCGUUGACUUUGGCGAGUAA